AUGACCUCACCAGCCAUGAUGGUUACUGGGACAGCACUAAUCGUCGCCCCUGCUAUUGUCGUUGGGCCAGCCUUGGGUGCCCUUGGCUUUGGUGUUGGUGGUAUCGCUGCCGGCUCGGCUGCCGCUGGUAUUCAGAGCGGUAUCGGCAGUGUCGUAGCUGGUAGCCCAUUCGCCAUUCUUCAGAGUGCUGGAGCUGGAGGCGCCGGCCUUGCUAUUGUCAACGGGGUUGUUCAGGCCUCAGGAGCCAUAGUCGGCGCGAGCGGUCUUGCUGCCAAGCUCAAGGGCAAGCUCAAAGGCCAGGGUGAUGAACACAGCGCAAACGGAGACCAGGAGGAAACCGAUGGUGGAAACGAUGCUGAGAAAAAGGUUUCUCAGUCGAAGAAAAACUGA
Messenger RNA from Fusarium subglutinans, 390 nucleotides. Its product is annotated as interferon-induced 6-16. Bases 1 to 390 code for a protein of 129 amino acids. Lineage: Eukaryota; Fungi; Ascomycota; Sordariomycetes; Hypocreales; Nectriaceae. The record is from RefSeq and is a predicted model, not a curated record. The transcript has 2 exons. Gene Ontology annotation, cellular component: membrane.